AUGAUUCCGUAUUCAGCUAAUUCAGCCUACGUAAUUCCGCCAACUUGGUGCAACUCAAAUACUUUGUGUGACGGUCACAACUUUUUUAAUGGAUGUACCCACCAGUCGAUCAAAUCAUUGCCAUUUACAAAUUUCUUGUCCCCGAAAAUGGAAAGAUUUUAUAGAGUUUCCCAGGUCACACUCAUCACUUUUACUACCAUUAA
This is a messenger RNA of Funneliformis mosseae, 203 nucleotides long. NCBI's taxonomy places the organism in Eukaryota, Fungi, Glomeromycota, Glomeromycetes, Glomerales, Glomeraceae. The record is from the annotation of a GenBank genome assembly.